Molecule: messenger RNA, 3808 nt
Organism: Camelina sativa (false flax)
Lineage: Eukaryota; Viridiplantae; Streptophyta; Magnoliopsida; Brassicales; Brassicaceae
Product: phospholipase D beta 1
Biological process (GO): phospholipid catabolic process
Cellular component (GO): plasma membrane
Molecular function (GO): D-type glycerophospholipase activity
Source: RefSeq, a predicted model, not a curated record
AUAAAUAUUAUUCUACAUUUUGUGUGAAUCUUUAAAUUCUGAAAGCAAACGUCAAAAACUUUUUGUCUAUAAUUCCAAAAUUGGUAAAUAAUGAAUCCUUCGUUUCCUUUUCUUCUCUCUCAAUCUCUUUUGAUUUGAUUCUUCUUCGUCGUCGUCGUCGUCUGAAUCCGCGUUUCUUUAACUCCAAAGUCCAACGCCACCACGCCUCCAAAUUUUUCUUCCGCUAGGAUUCAACUUGUGAUCAGUAAGUAGCUUUAACUGUUUAAUGGAGAAUCACGGUCCACGCUAUCCAUAUCCUUAUGGUCAGUAUCCAUACCCUUACCCAUACCCAGCUCCUGCUCCUUAUAGACCUCCCAGCUCUGAGCCAUACCCACCACCACCCCCUACCAAUCAAUACAAUGCUCCUUAUUACCCUUACCCACCACCACCGCAAUAUGCAACACCUCCACCACCGUAUGCAUCACCACCGCCGCCUCAUCAGCACCCUUCAGGUUCCCAUUCUGGUCCAUUAGACUAUAGCCACAACCCACAACAAUCUUCUUCUCAUCCCGGUCCUCCUGAGUAUCACCGACACUCUUUCGACUACCAACAACAACCUUCUCCUUACCCUUAUCCUCGGCCGCAAGCUAACUUUAGCACAUAUGGUCACCCUCCUCACUAUUCGUAUCAAGAGCCACCCCAAUACCCUCCUCCACCUGAAACUAAACCCCAAGAGACUCCUCCUCCUCCUCCUCCUCAGCAAACUCAGGGCUAUCCAGAAUACCGUAGGCAAGACUGUCUCAGUUCUGUAGAUAAUGUAAGCAAUUCUGGAUCUGCUUAUCCUCCUGUGGAUGAACUUCUCAGUGGUAUGCACAUUUCUAAUAAUAACCAACCAGCGCCCUCUGUUCCACAAUUAUCCUCCCUCCCUUCAAACUCUUGGCAAAGUCGCCCUGGUGAUUUGUAUGGUUACCCUAACAGCUCGUUUCCAAAUAACUCUCAUUUGCCACACUUAGGGCGAGUAGAUUCGUCUAGCUCUUAUUCUCCUGUCUAUGGAUCAUCUGAAUCGCCUCAUAGUGGGGAUAUGCAGAUGACUCUGUUUGGUAAAGGAUCAUUGAAGGUUCUAUUGUUGCAUGGGAAUUUGGAUAUUUGGAUCUAUCAUGCAAAGAAUCUCCCAAACAUGGAUAUGUUCCAUAAGACACUGGGUGAUAUGUUUGGAAGAUUGCCAGGGAAAAUUGAAGGGCAGCUUAGCAGUAAGAUUACCAGUGAUCCUUAUGUUUCUGUAUCAGUUGCUGGUGCUGUGAUUGGUAGAACAUAUGUCAUGAGCAACAGCGAAAAUCCUGUUUGGAUGCAGCAUUUUUAUGUUCCUGUUGCUCAUCAUGCCGCAGAAGUUCAUUUUGUUGUUAAAGACAGUGAUGUUGUGGGUUCACAGCUUAUAGGGCUGGUUGCAAUCCCAGUGGAACAGAUUUACUCUGGUGCAAAAACUGAAGGAACUUAUCCGAUUCUAAACAGUAAUGGGAAGCCUUGUAAACCAGGGGCAAAUUUAUCAUUAUCGAUCCAGUAUACCCCUAUGGACAAACUCAGUGUUUAUCAUCAUGGAGUUGGGGCAGGUCCUGAUUACCAGGGGGUACCUGGAACAUACUUUCCGCUUAGAAAAGGCGGAACUGUGAGAUUGUAUCAAGAUGCACAUGUCCCAGAAGGGAUGCUCCCGGGUAUAAGACUGGACAAUGGGAUGUCUUACGAACAUGGGAAAUGUUGGCAUGAUAUGUUUGAUGCCAUACGCCAGGCGAGGCGAUUAAUUUAUAUCACAGGUUGGUCAGUGUGGCACAAAGUUAGGCUGGUUCGUGAUAAAGUAGGUCCGGCAUCAGAAUGUACACUUGGGGAGCUCCUAAGAUCAAAGUCCCAAGAAGGCGUGAGAGUCCUGCUUUUGAUUUGGGAUGACCCAACUUCACGUAGCAUCUUGGGUUAUAAAACAGAUGGAGUUAUGGCAACUCAUGAUGAGGAGACACGGCGUUUUUUCAAGCACUCCUCAGUUCAAGUCCUGCUCUGCCCCCGAAAUGCUGGAAAGCGACAUAGUUGGGUCAAGCAGAGGGAAGUUGGGACAAUCUAUACACAUCACCAAAAGAACGUAAUAGUUGAUGCCGAUGCUGGUGGCAACAGAAGGAAAAUUGUAGCUUUUGUUGGUGGUCUUGAUCUGUGUGAUGGCCGAUAUGACACUCCUCAACAUCCGUUGUUCAGGACACUACAGACAAUUCAUAAAGAUGAUUUUCACAACCCCACUUUUACGGGAAACCUUUCAGGAUGUCCAAGAGAGCCUUGGCAUGACUUACACAGUAAGAUCGAUGGUCCAGCUGCGUAUGAUGUGCUGACCAACUUCGAGGAGAGAUGGUUGAAAGCUGCGAAGCCUAGCGGGAUCAAGAAGUUUAAGACUUCCUAUGACGAUGCAUUAUUAAGGAUCGAUAGGAUUCCAGAUAUAUUAGGAGUUUCGGAUACUCCUACUGUUAGUGAGAACGAUCCUGAGGCUUGGCAUGUUCAGAUUUUCCGUUCAAUCGACUCAAACUCUGUGAAAGGUUUCCCAAAGGAUCCAAAAGAUGCUACGUGCAAGAACUUGGUGUGUGGGAAAAACGUGCUGAUUGAUAUGAGCAUACACACAGCGUAUGUCAAAGCCAUUCGUGCAGCCCAACACUUCAUUUACAUUGAGAAUCAGUAUUUCAUUGGGUCAUCCUACAACUGGAAUGCGCAUAAGGACAUAGGUGCUAAUAAUUUGAUUCCUAUGGAAAUUGCGUUGAAGAUAGCUGAAAAGAUCAGGGCAAAUGAACGCUUUGCUGCAUAUAUUGUCAUUCCAAUGUGGCCAGAAGGUGUUCCAACCGGUGCUGCUACCCAGAGGAUUCUAUAUUGGCAGCACAAGACAAUGCAGAUGAUGUAUGAGACUAUCUACAAGGCGUUGGUGGAGACAGGGCUUGAAGGAGCUUUCUGCCCACAAGAUUACCUCAAUUUCUUCUGUCUUGGGAACCGAGAAAUGGUGGAUGGAAUCGAUAACUCAGGAACAGGGAGUCCAAGCAACGCAAACACUCCUCAGGUAACUAAACGCCGAUGCCUGCUGCUUAACUUUCUCAUGUUGCUGAAACGAGGAGUCCCGAUGGUGUUGCAGGCAUUGAGUAGGAAAAGCAGAAGAUUUAUGAUCUAUGUUCACUCUAAAGGGAUGGUAGUUGAUGAUGAAUACGUACUAAUUGGUUCUGCAAAUAUAAACCAACGGUCAAUGGAAGGCACAAGAGAUACAGAGAUUGCAAUGGGAGCAUACCAGCCUCAACAUACAUGGGCAAGGAAACAUUCUGGUCCUCGGGGUCAGAUCUAUGGAUACAGAAUGUCGCUUUGGGCAGAGCAUAUGGCAACAUUAGAUGACUGUUUCACUCAACCGGAGAGUAUAGAAUGUGUAAGAAAAGUGAGAACAAUGGGAGAGAGAAACUGGAGCCAGUUUGCAGCUGAAGAAGUGUCAGACAUGAGAGGACAUUUGUUAAAGUAUCCAGUGGAAGUUGAUCGAAAAGGUAAAGUCCGACCACUUCCCGGGAGUGAGACGUUCCCUGACGUAGGAGGCAACAUUGUCGGAUCGUUCAUAGCCAUACAAGAGAAUUUAACCAUUUGAGAAGAAGCAGUGUCACUCGCUUUUAACAAUAUUUUUUUCUGUGGAUAUUGGUCACCUUUAAUAAAAUAAUAAGGAAGAUUAAUUUGGUCACCUUUGCACAUUAUUUAUAACUUAUUUAGUGUAUGUAAUAAAUUUAUGAUCCAGAAUAUAUUUUGUAUAAUAUCAAUAAAGUAUAUAGUUUGGCUGCUA